GCAUGACAAUCUGCAAGCUGUGAUACUCUAGAUAUACCUUCACAGAUCCUGAGCAUCUAGCCUACAAUCAAACAGGUCUGCUAGCUACUGGCCAGUGAUCUUGAGAUAGCAUUCUUGAACCGAUAACCUCGUACCCUACACCACGUCUUUAGCCUAAAAACGAAAUCACGAAAUCACGAAACUAUCGUCAUGACCGUAUCAAUACAACCUCCUAUCAGCAUAGAGAACGACGUCUUUACAGAGAACAGUGCUCAGUCCAAUGGUGUUGUCAGGGGAGGAAUCCUGCCACCACAGACGAUGAAGGGCAAGGAACGGGCAAGCGAUGUCGGAGAUCACGUCUUUGCUGGCAAGAGCGUACGACCUACCGUCACCUUCAGUCCUCAUCCAAGACACCAUCCUUUUCGCUCCGAUGCGAGGGUAUCUACGUCUCUGCGCACGAUUGGACGACAGAGCUCAUACAUCUAUACACCAAAAGGGCCCGAGCCAGAUCGAGCAGACGCCAACCCCGACCCCGAGUCUCCGACCCGCACGCCUCGACCAGGAGAUACUCUACUCACCUCAGCUUCUACGCCAAAGUCCAUUCUGAAACGAAAUCGACAGAUUCCUAUCCGAGUUGCCGCAAGCGUCGAAGAGGGGACGAGGGGAAACGCCGAGGAACUGCGCCAGUCGGGCAGAAAGGCUCGACCGGUACUACAGGUCAGGGACAGUUUUGCGAUCAACAAAGAUCGAAGCAACCCUAUUGGGAAUGCUACCUCUAAUACCCUUGCCGGAGUCAGCGCCGCUGGUAGUCAAGGCUUCCGCGACGCCGAAGUGCCUAGUUCCGAUCAUACCAAUACUUCGGAGGACGACGCGAACAAACCGGGGCAAAGUCGAGAUGACGAGGCUCCAUCAGGAGACCGAGAAGAAGGUCAAGAGGGCAAUGAGGAUGCCAAUCCGCUAGAUGUCGAAAUGGUACAACUCGUUUCCUCUCCUUCCUCGAUCGAUUCCCUGUUGGAGAUCAUCCUCAAUGAGCUUGACGAUCUGCUCGCAGUCGAAGACGCCUAUUUGCUCCUCUUCGCUCGUCUGAAGAAAUGCUUUGCGAUCAACGAAGAUACCGAAACCUUGGGACGAAGUGCAGAACAGCAGCAGGAACGGGAAGACAUUCUGAGAAAUGUCCGUUCGCACACCUCCGAAGUGUUUCGUGCUCUGACAAGAGAUAUCAAGCGCUUGGUACAGCCUGCUUCGAAUGAGACGAGAUUCCUGGGAUCUUCGUCGCCCAUUCCACACAUGACCGAUCCUCCCGCGACGCCUUCUCCGUCUCCGCAGGAAGCUGCGGGCUCGGACGACGAAGACACGCCUAAACCGCGACGUCAAGGCUAUUCGGAAGCCGAAGUACGGGAGAGACGCGCCGCUGCUGGAGUUGGACAAGCGGCUUUGAAGGUUCUGUCGUUCAUCGGAUACCAUCAAGAACUUCACGAACAUUUUUCGGAAGCCGACUUGACCAGCCUCCUCUCUACCACUCUUGUCAUCCCGGCAACACCGAAGUUGAACACGCCCAAUUCCAAGCGGACAUACGCGUUCGCCAUCUACGUGCUCUCGCUCCUGCGAGUACCGAGCGCAUGCUUGAUCCCGAUAUCCGGCAAGAUCCUUCAAGCGUUGCUUAACGCCACUGGUGAAUUCGGCAUGCAAUUCUGGCGCGGCAGCCAAGCGAAAGACGGGCCAGCUGGUGGGAAUGUCAAAGCCAAGAUGGAGGGAUAUUCGGCAAUUUGGAAUGUUUGCCGCUACUACCCUUCGAUCUUUCUACCGUAUCACAAAGACCUCGUCCCAGAGAUCAUCAAGGGCAUCGUCCAUGGUAAUCCUCAGGUCAGGGCACGAGCUUCCGCAGCAGCCGGUGGAUUCGCUAAAGGCAAAUUGAUCUGGUUGCGCGAAUCGCGAGCAUCGCUCAGGGACAUAGUCGAGGCAGGGCAGAGCGAAGACGAGUCCGAUGAACAGUGGACUUCGAGACGGCUUGAAGCGGAAAAGCGAUGGAAGGUGGCAAGAGACGUAGCCGCAGAAUCUGAGGCGACGACGGUGCAACAACUGAAACGUGGAUCGAAAGCGCCUUACGGCCAAGAGGGCGUUCGCCGGAUGGUCGUUUGGGACGAAGUGGAAAAAAUGCUCACGCAGACCAUGAUCAACGACCCGCACUGGUCGUGCGCUUCUUGGGCAUGUCUUGUGACCUUGCUGGGAGACGGCUACAUCAACGACUCUCAACGUUACAAGUCCAUGCAGCACGUGGAAGCGAUUGGACACCGAAUCGAGUCAAACCUAUUUGAAAGCCUGUGGAUCAGAGGUAGUUGGUCUCGUGUUCGCGGCGGUCUCCGCCAUUUUGGGCAACGCGCCCGAUCGAAAUGAAGCCGAUGACACCAUCCAAGCGGGUCGUGACACUCGACUCGAUCAGUUAUGGAAGACUAUCGAACCAGUCCUGCAAAGCAUGAUGGCAGUGCGCGCCGUA
Molecule: messenger RNA, 2473 nt
Organism: Filobasidium floriforme
Lineage: Eukaryota; Fungi; Basidiomycota; Tremellomycetes; Filobasidiales; Filobasidiaceae
Exons: 4
Coding region: 190-2373 (727 amino acids)
Source: RefSeq, a predicted model, not a curated record